This is a messenger RNA of Ciona intestinalis (vase tunicate), 2503 nucleotides long. The record is from RefSeq and is a predicted model, not a curated record. NCBI's taxonomy places the organism in Eukaryota, Metazoa, Chordata, Ascidiacea, Phlebobranchia, Cionidae.
AGGUAAGAUUACCAAAUGUCUGUAACAGAAAUUUAUCAAAGGUAUGGAAUGUUCGAGAAAACAAAGAUGGCGAUAGAAAGCGUUGAAGGAUUGGAGCGAUUUACGCAAGGCCACAAAGAGUUCGGGAUCAUGAUGACUGAUAACGGUGGCGUGAGGUGCAUGGAGUGGGUACCCGAUGUUAAAGCUGUUUAUCUUAAAGGAGAAUUCAGUAACUGCUGGGAGCUUAGAAAAUUCGAGGCUAGAAAUUUCGGUAAAUGGGAAUUGUAUAUCCCCCCGUGUUACGACGGUAGCUGCCCUAUUCAACACUUGAGCGAACUGAAGCUUGUAAUCGAAACACAUGAUAACCAACGUCUUGAACGUAUUUCACCUUGGGCAAAGUACGUUGUACAACGUGGAGAUGAUGCUACGUUUAAAUGGCUUUUCUGGAACACACCAAGAAACCAAAUACAAAAGUACACACAAAGACCAAGCAAACCGGACCGCCUUCGAAUCUACGAAGCUCAUAUUGGAAUUGCGUCUGACCGUUAUGAAGUGUCCAGCUACCGACAUUUCACAAGACAAGUGUUGCCACGUAUACGAGACCUUGGGUACAACACUCUUCUACUUAUGGCGCUUGUAGAGCACCCAUAUUACCCAAGUUUCGGAUACCAAGUUACCAACUAUUUCGCAGCUUCAAGUCGUUAUGGAACAACUGCCGAGUUAAAAGAACUGAUCGACACUGCGCAUGCGAUGGGAAUUUACGUCAUAAUGGACAUUAUGCACGGGGAAUCGUCAAAGAACAUUCUGGAUGGAUUGAAUAUGUUUGACGGUACAGAAGGCGGGUUCUUUAAACAAGGAAAAGAAGGCACAAACCAAGAACAUAACACAAGGGUGUUUGAUUACAGCAAAUGGGAAACAGUUCGCUUUCUGCUUUCGCAACUUCGAUUUUACUUGGACGAGUUCCAAAUCGACGGCUUCAGAUUCUGUGGUGUGACAGAAAUGGUCUACCGAGAUAUGGAGACAGGCCGACGAAUGACAGACGAAUACGAACAAUACUUCGGAACUCAUAUGAACUUGGAAGCUAUUUCAUAUUUAAUGCUAAUGAACGAUAUGCUGCAUAAAUUCUACCCCGAAGUUACAACUAUUGCCGAGGAAAUGAGUGGCUUGCCAUGUAUUACACGGCUUGUAAGCGAAGGUGGGCUUGGAUUCGAUUACAAAAUGGCGAUGGAUAUUCCAGAAAAAUGGAUGAAGCUCAUUUCCAACACGCGAGACGAGGAUUGGUGUAUGGAAUAUAUUCAAAAUUUCCUGACCAAUCAGAGGCCAGGAGAGAAAAGAAUCGCCUACGUGGAAAAUCACGAGCAGAACGAAGCAAGUCUAAUGACACUCAGUCGAAAUUUGAUCGGGAAUUCUCCGAUGUCAGAAACCGAGCAGUUAACUAUUUCAUUGGACCGUGGACUCAGUUUAUACAAAAUGAUUCGCCUGCUUACCCAUGCUUUUACUGGGCAAGGAUACAUGAACUUUAUAGGAAACGAGUUCGGGCAUCCUGAUUGGGUAGAGCUACCCUCGCCUGCAAACAACGACAGUUACAAAUUUGCGAGACGACAGCUCUACCUAGCGGACAACGAUCAGCUACGAUACAAGUACCUCAAGAGAUACGAUACCGCAAUUAAUAAAUUGGAACAAAACUUUGCUUGGUUGAAGUCCAAUCAGAGCGUCGUAACACGUAAGCACGAGGAUGACAAAGUUUUUGUAUUCGAACGAGCUGGUCUUAUAUUUGUAUUCAACUUCCAUCCGACUAAAAGCUACAAAAACUACAAGAUACCUGUACAAAAUGGCGGAAGCUACAAUAUUGUUUUGGAUUCGGACGAAAAAUUCUUCGGUGGCAAAAACCGCAACCAGCAACAAACAAAUUUCAAUACGCAGAAUGGAUAUUACGAAAAUUGCAACAACUCCACAAUGGUGGACAUGCCUUCUAGAUCCGCUUUUGUGAUGUCACAAUGCAACAAUAUGCCACGCGAAGAAUAUCAGCAUAUUAUUACGUCAUACCAUGGCGAAUUCUGGCAUUAAGUUAUUUCCAACAAAAUAAAUUUUAGAGUAGAAUGUCGUCCUUUAGCUAUUCAUAUCCUUAUCAUGUAGUGCCUAAAUCAUAGGCGCCAAAUCUUUUAAAAUGCAGGGGAUGCAGGAAUAGGAUACAAAGCCCUUGGGAACAAAUUUUAUCUAAUUGGUCGUAUUUUUAUGGUUUUAAACGGUGCAAAAAUUCCAGGGCUAACUUGCCUACCUUGCCACCCCAGAUUUGUCGCCUAUGCCUAUUAUUUUAAUGUCGUUUUGUCAAAUUAGAUUAAAUAAACCAUAUAUUGAAAAACGUUGUAUUUAUUUAAAUGAGCACCCGAUUUUAAGUCUUAGAUUUAGCAGCAGAAAAAAAGAUUUUUGCCAUGUGGAAUUAAAAUAAAUAAGCCACACAUUGAAAAAACGUUGUAUUUAUUUAAAUGAGCACUCGAUUUUGGAGUGUACGCUUUAAGAAGCA